Diaporthe citri is the source of this 933-nucleotide messenger RNA. RefSeq lists its product as uncharacterized. The transcript is spliced from 2 exons. Lineage: Eukaryota; Fungi; Ascomycota; Sordariomycetes; Diaporthales; Diaporthaceae. The coding region runs from base 1 to 933 and encodes 310 amino acids. The record is from RefSeq and is a predicted model, not a curated record.
AUGCUGAGCAGUAUCGUCGCCCAAGCCUGGUUAGUCGCCUUGCUUGACGUCUCUUGCUAUGUGUCCGCCUACGAACCAAGCUCCGGCUCUGUCACCUCCGGUGACCUCAGCGUGGCAGCACCGUAUGGCAUUCCUGCGAGCAAGUUCGAGUCGGACACGAACAAUCCUGACGAGGCGGCUACGUUCAACAUCACUGGGUAUGACGUCUCCGCCGACAGCACGCCACAGUCCGUAGACGGGUGGAAGCUCGAGGCAGCUGUCAAGGGAGGCGUGUCCCUGUCGGACGCAACGAACUCGUCUGUCAAUAAGGACCAGGUGUUCGAAGCGACCACCUUGUACAUCCAAGCGCCUGACAACAUGAAGAUGGAUGAUUCUUGGAAGAUGUGCGCCGUCGUCUACCCCGGCCUAGCGAGCAGCGUGGACUCAUCUACCGCGGUAGAUGGCUCGUGCAACAAUGUGCUCUCGACAGAGUGUGUGCAGGCGCUUUCUGUGGCGGCUGGCGGAGCGAACUCAAAUGGCAUGGAUUCGAAUGGGAACUGUACCAAUUUCGUGCUUCCUGCGAGGUGCACCGACGCUUUCCCAUCUGACAGCAUCAGGACCACAGCGAUCGCUAUCAACCAGACCGUCCUCGACGACAAGCGGUUCUACGCGUAUGGAAGCCAGCCAACGGACUCUGGGAACACCACCGCGGCCGAGGACGAGGCUCGGCAGAAUGUCUGGACCGUUGUGACUAUCUUUGGUCAUCUGUCGUCCAGCGGGACGCGCGAGUCGACCAAUGUAGGGGUGCAAUGUAUCCGGGCGAUCAACGGGACAACCGAUAACGUCACCUCCGGGGCAGGCCGUCCCCUGCCUAACCUCGCCACAUGGGCAACGGACUACAAGACCAGCGCAUUCGGCGCUGUCCUCCUUGCGGGUUGGCUCAUGGCGAUAUAG